GCCGGUCUGGACGCCGUGACGAGGACGGUAGGGCUGUAUCUGCGUCCUGGGCCGCGACGGGAACGGUCGCUGGCGGCGGCGGCGGGCCCGGGCGGCCUGGCCCGCGCCCUCGGCCUCCCCGCGCGGCCCGCUCCCCGCGCCCUCCCCGGCUCUGGCCUCGAACGGGCCCGAGUUCCCGGGAUCGCCUCUUCGGUCACUGUUGCACCCAGAAAAACAAUCGUGAGGGCCCCCCUUCGGCCGCCGUCGUGCGGCCCGGAGCGCAAGGCGUGGCCGGCCUCCCAGGGCCGAGUCCGGCUGCGGGGAGGCCUCGCCCUGGGCCCCUCGGGGUUCGGGCUCCCUGCUCCCCGCGGGUCGUCAGCCGGAACUUUAUCACUGGGGGAUUUCUGUCGGGCUCCUCGAAAUACGUAAUGUCCCACCCAGGAAGUUUCAUGGCGCGUUAGAGCACAGCCCUGACUUAUUUUGGCGCAACCCCAGUGUCGUUUAUGUUUUGUUUUGUUUUGUUUUUUUCAUGAGUCGCCCGUGGAAGAAUUCAUUGGUGUUCACACUGCUUAAAAAAUUCGCUUUAACCUAAGAUGUGAGAGCUUAAUUUAUGGGACGUCUUUGAAAAUAAAGCGAAAUUGCCACUUCUCUGCCACAUUGUGUAGAAUUGUCUUUUAUGUUCUGACCCUUUCUUGGGGGAAAAUAAUAUUGACAAGACGUUGAGUGGAGGAUAAGACAAGACAUGGAUGGGUGUGUGUGUUGCCAGAGGGUUGUGAAUUCGUCCAAGACUCUCGAACAGAGUACUCCAGAUGAGGUCAUCGUUGCCAUCUGAUUUUGGCCUGCUCUUGAGGUUCACAGAUGAUACUUUUGAUCCUGAACUUGCAGCAACAAUAGGUGUUGACUUUAAGGUGAAAACAAUUUCAGUGGAUGGAAAUAAGGCUAAACUUGCAAUAUGGGAUACUGCUGGUCAAGAGCGGUUCAGAACAUUAACUCCCAGCUAUUAUAGAGGUGCACAAGGUGUUAUAUUAGUUUAUGAUGUCACAAGAAGGGACACCUUUCUUAAACUCGAUAAUUGGUUAAAUGAAUUGGAAACAUACUGCACAAGAAAUGACAUAGUAAACAUGCUAGUUGGAAAUAAAAUUGAUAAGGAAAAUCGUGAAGUUGAUAGAAACGAAGGACUGAAAUUUGCACGAAAGCAUUCCAUGUUAUUCAUAGAGGCAAGUGCAAAAACCUGUGAUGGUGUCCAGUGUGCCUUUGAGGAACUUGUUGAAAAGAUCAUUCAGACCCCUGGACUUUGGGAAAGUGAGAAUCAGAAUAAAGGAGUAAAACUGUCACACAGGGAAGAAGGCCAAGGGGGAGGCGCCUGUGGUGGCUAUUGUUCUGUGUUAUAAACUCUGGGAAUUCCGUCUCUUGCAUAUUUGAUCAGAUAGUGACAUCUUUCUGUAUAUAAACUCCUAACUGCUAUUUUAGGGACCUUGCAGUUUGCACAUAUUUGUUUUGCAUCAUGGCAGUAAAUAUUUGCAAGAAAUCCCACUCACCGGCUUUCCCAGGUAAAAUGUUAUGGUAAGCAUGCACAAUUUGCAGUCUACAGUUUUUUAUGUAACAUAAAAUAGGUGUACCUUUCUAAGUUACAUUUGAUUUUAUGAAUUACAUUUAUCAUGUAAUUUUAAAAUCUAUCCAUCCAGUAUAUGUUGAUACAAGGUCUGCUUUUGGUCUCCUCUUUGCUUAAAUCCUCCUAUCAAUUACUGAAUUACUUGGUACAUAGAGUUCCUGGAAACACUGGGAGGUGUACAUGUAUUAUCAAACUGGUAUAUUUCUUAAGGAAUAACAAAGAGCAUGAUUCCACAGCUUUUCUAGGAUGUGCACUGGCAGAUUCUCUUUUAGUACUACACAUAAUUCUCGUGACAGAAUGUAGCCCAGGCCACUUAUAAUUAAAUCUCUUUUUGUUUUGAUGAUGUUUCUAAACUAGCAUUGAUACUUUAAAAAUUAAAGUUUGGCCUUACUUUUUAAUUUACUUCAAUGAGUAACUCAGUUGCUUACCAUUAAUUCUGUGCUACCUACGUUGGAUGAGAAGCCCCUUUGCACAGCCUGUUGGGUUAUGUGGUGCUUGGCAGAAAGGCAGUAAGAUUUUCCCUCAUCUUGGUUUCACAAGGAUGUGAAUAGUGUGUUUAUUGUAGCUCAUAUAGUACCACUUUCCAAACCAACCCUUUUUUUCAUAAAUGUUGGUAGUGUUCGUCCAAGAACCUCAAUUGUAGCUUGUUUAAUGUUUAUGAAGGCCUGUAUCUUAUGACUUUGUAAAUGGCUAGUUACUAUUCAAAAACCUGUUUCUGUGUUUCGAGGGGUGGGGUAGAAACACUAAGUGACAAUUUGAGAAAGGCAUAUUGCUUCCAGAUUCUGAUAAGUGUGGGAAAAUACUGUUGAAAUGAAAAUCUUGAUCAUUUACUGUAACAAGUAACCAAUAGUUUAUCAAAACCAACUUGUACAGACUAAUAAAUCUUUUCCACAGUAUUCAAUUUACUAACCCCUUGCUAUUGUGCAUUGUUUUUUUCAAUUGUGCUAUUUAAUUUAUCUUGAUCCCAGAUAUUUUAAGUUCCCAAAUCAGUAGUUUGUUCUUUAAGGUUGGACAUUAUGAUAACCCUCAGUAAAAGUCUAUAUAAGUCAUGACGGAUAAGCAUUUUUGUGGGUCACUUUUGCAGUAAGUGUGUUAAUGCAUUUCAGGUUGGAUUCUUUCUGCAGUGUACAGCUUCACAGAUGAAAACCUCACAGUCUCCUUGGCUUUCACUUGUUAAGACUACAUUGCAUGUGUUAAAGGUUUUAUACAUUCUGUAUGUUCAUACAAAAUAUAAAACAUUUACUACUAUAAUGUUGGAAAAAGGUAGCUAGCAGGUGUACUUACAGUUUGUUCAUGUUAUGUUAAAACUUUAGUUUUUGUGUAUUUAUGUGGCAUCUGUAUUGGUGAGACUUUUCUGUUUAUUAUUUUUUGCUCCUUGAGCUAUUAAUAGUCUUUCUGUGCAUUGGAUUGUCUUGAUUUGGUCAGAAUUUGGAUACAUGUGCGUUCCUUCAAUAUGACUUUUAAAAACUAAUUUUGUUUGAUGGAUUUAUAUUGUAACCUUUUAUAGUGUUUGAAUAAAUAUAAUAGCCUACUUUCCCUAGAGGCAUUUGUGCAGAAAGUAUUAUAUGCAUCCCUCUUACUCUCAGCAGGUGAGGAACAUCUGAAUAUAGUGUUAUUUAAAUUCUAUUGUGUGUUCAUUUUAAUGUUUUGUGCAAGAUUAUUGCGUCAUAGUGGAGGCUUCGUAAGUGAGGUCAUUGUAAUAUCUAAAAUCAGUCACUAAAUGGCUUUUCAGAAUCAUUUGACGUAGUCUUAUUAAAGUGCCUUUUGCAGAAGGUACAAAAUAGAACAAUUAGAAUAUAGUAUUUGGAGUUCUAGGAAUACUGACAUAGCCCUAAACAAAUAACAAAUAACUGUUCGAUUUAUAUGAAUAGUUAACAUUAUCACUGAAAGCUUCCUUGGUGCCAGGUGCUGCUCCAAAUGCAGUAUUCUCAUUAAACCUCACAGCAACCUAACAAGAUUGGUACUCUUACCACUCCCAUUUUAAGGAUGAGGAUCCUGAAGCAGAGGUAUGUUAGGUAACUUCCCAGAGAUCACAUGGCCAGUCAGCAUGGAGCUGGAUUCCAGUCAGGGCAUCUCUCCUCCCAAGCCGUACUCUCCACCACUGCUCUGUUUCCCAGGGCUCAGUACUAACUUUCUGUUGUAUCACAGCAAGGUUAAGGUAGUUCCUGUUUCUUUAUGACUCUCUCUUGUUGUAUGUAAUAGAGGUAUUUCAGAUUUCUUGGUUAUAAAGUAAAUCCCACUGACGUAAACCAACUACAGAAGUCAUUUGAUCUAAAAAUUAAGGUAGUGGAGUAGAUGGUCUCUUAGUUCUUUUGCCUUCUCAGGGUGGAAUGCAUAUCCCUGUCUUAGAUACGUACAAAGUCAGGAUUAAUGGCUUCCUAAUUUCCUGUUAGUAAUGGGAUACGAGAAAAGACAUUUAGUCUGGGAACAAUUUUUUACUCGAAAUUGAAAUCUGGGGGAUGUUUUCCUUUCAAGUACUAAAUUAUACUUAACACUUGCUAUAGAGCUUCUCACUGAGUGCAUUGGAAUUGGACUUAAUCUUGAUUCAUUGUAGUUUGCACAUUCAAGAAGUAUGCUUGAUUCUGUAUGAAGUGAGGUGCUGGUCCCAUCGUUCUUAAGAGAAUUCUUCUUACACCUGAGCUUAUCCUGCCUGUGGGAUAGCACAGAAUUAUCUUAUAUCCACUGUAUCUUUAAAUACAGUUUAUUAUAUAGACUUUGUAUAACAGAUAUUCAGGAUUAUAGAUUUAUCUAGGUAUCUCUCCUCCACACCCAUCCCCAAAAUGGGAACAUCCAUCAGGUUGGAAAAGUUAGUCAACUUUUGUUACAUUAUGGGGCUUUACAUUUUACUAUUUUGUUGCUAGCUUACUGUUACAUAUUUAGCAAUCAGUAAUAUUUCUGAUUAUAAAAGUGAUAUAAAGUUUGCUUAAAUACUUCUUGGUUCAUACACACACACAUAUUUCCAGUAGUCAUGUGAGCACCUGUUUUCACCCUUGCCCCUCACCAUCUUACACACACACCAAGAAAGGUUCUGUCUUUUUCUUUCUUUUCCAACCUGAUAAGCAACACAUUAUGUACUUUUAUUUGCAUUUCUUUGAUUACCAGUGAGAUUGAGCACUUUAAAUAUGAUGACUAGUUAUUUGUAAUACUUGCCCUAUUUCUUUGGAUACCGCCCCUCCCCCAUCGCCACACAGGCCAUUUGUGGGAGAUUGUUGCACCCUGCUCUACGAUUGGCCCAGUGCUGGCCUCAUGCAUAGUUCUGUGGGAGUGCCGGCCCAGAUCAGGCUGCUGAGAUAAAGGAUGUCUGCAGAGGCUUCCUCAGGAGUUACCAAAGAAGACACAGCCUUGAAGACAGUAUGGUGUAAGGAUUCAGGUUCUGAACUUGCUGCAGCUUAUUUAUCUAGCAUAAAGGAGCUGUCCUAAUGGCAGUACCAAGAAAGUGAGAAAGGAACCUAAGCUGGAGUCUGAUACAGUCCGGAGCCUCUGGAUCCAGAUUGGAAUUCAGCUCUGUUUCUGGACUGUUAGGUACGUGAGCCAAUAAAUUCCUUUUUUGUUUAA
Molecule: messenger RNA, 5146 nt
Organism: Choloepus didactylus (southern two-toed sloth)
Lineage: Eukaryota; Metazoa; Chordata; Mammalia; Pilosa; Megalonychidae
Gene: RAB18
Product: RAB18, member RAS oncogene family
Exons: 7
Coding region: 789-1370 (193 amino acids)
Molecular function (GO): GTP binding; GTPase activity
Source: RefSeq, a predicted model, not a curated record